UACAUGUAUGCCUUCAGGCCACAAGAGGGCACCAGACCUCAUUACAGAUGAUUGUGAGCCACCAUGUGGUUGUCGGGAAUUGAACUCAGGACCUUUGGAAGAGCAGGUAGUGCUCUUAACCACUGAGCCAUCUCUCCAGCCCUAUGUGUUGAUGAAGAAACUUUUUGAGUCUUUCACUGGUGAGAUUUCUUACAUCUGACCAUGCGACUUUCGGCCCUGCUGGCCUUGGCAUCCAAAGCCACCCUCCCUCCCCACUACCGCUAUGGGAUGAGCCGUCCAGGCUCCCUCUCAGACAAGAGGAAGAAUCCUCCAUGGAGCAGGCGGCGCCCAGUGGUGGUAGAGCCCAUCUCUGAUGAAGACUGGCACCUAUUCUGUGGAGACAUGGUGGAAAUCUUAGAAGGCAAAGAUGCUGGGAAGCAGGGCAAAGUGGUGCAAGUCAUUCGGCAGCGGAACUGGGUUGUCCUGGAGGGGUUGAACACGCAUUACCGUUAUGUUGGCAGAACCACGGAUCACCGAGGGACCAUGAUCCCUAGUGAAGCCCCCUUGCUUCACCACCAGGUCAAGCUAGUGGACCCUGUGGACAGGAAACCCACUGAGAUCCAGUGGAGAUUUACUGAGGCAGGAGAGCGGGUUCGAGUCUCUACAAGAUCUGGGAGAAUUAUCCCCAAACCUGAAUUUCCUCGAGCAGACGGCAUUGUCCCUGAAACAUGGACUGAUGGCCCCAAGGACACAUCAGUGGAAGACGCUUUAGAAAGAACGUAUGUGCCCCGGCUAAAGACAUUAGAAGAAGAUGUGAUGGAGGCUAUGGGGAUCCAAGAGACUCGAAGACACAAGAAGGUUUAUUGGUACUGAGACUGAGCUGCUGCCUGCUCUGUCUUCACCUUGAGAGGGGAGGCCCCUCUUCUCCAGCGAUAAUAGCUAAUAAAGAGCCAUGAGUGUA
Molecule: messenger RNA, 940 nt
Organism: Alexandromys fortis (reed vole)
Lineage: Eukaryota; Metazoa; Chordata; Mammalia; Rodentia; Cricetidae
Gene: Mrpl24
Product: mitochondrial ribosomal protein L24
Exons: 6
Coding region: 202-852 (216 amino acids)
Biological process (GO): translation
Cellular component (GO): mitochondrion; ribosome
Molecular function (GO): structural constituent of ribosome; RNA binding
Source: RefSeq, a predicted model, not a curated record